AGUAAAAGACCCGUGUUGGUUCUUCAGAAUGACUCUCUCUACUCUCAGAGACGUCCUUACACCAGUGAAGAUGAGGCGUGGAAAACCUUUCUUGAAAAUCCCCUUACAGCAGCUACCAAAGCUAUGAUGAGCAUCAAUGGUGAUGAAGACAGCGCAGCUGCCCUCGGAUUGCUGUAUGAUUACUACAAGGUUCCAAGAGAGAGGAGAUCUUCGACAGCUAAACCAGAGGUAGAGCAUCCUGACCAAGACCAUAGCAAAAGGAACAGCAUCCCAAAUGUGACAGAACAGUCACUCAUUUCUGCUGGAGAAAACAGAGUCCAGGUUCUGAAAAAUGUGCCUUUCAAUAUUGUCCUUCCACACACGCCCCAGAUGGGCAUGGACAAAAGAGGCCACCUUACAACUCCUGACACAACGGUCACCGUUUCAAUUGCCACGAUGCCCACCCAUUCCAUCAAAACGGAGACGCAGCCCCAUGGCUUUGCAGUGGGCAUCCCGCCAAGCGUCUACCACCCUGAGCCCCCUGAGCGGGUGGUGGUCUUCGACAGGAACCUCAAUCCUGACCAGUUCAGUUCCAACACCCAGCCUCAAAACUCCCAGAGGCGAACACCAGACUCCACCUUCUCAGAGACUUACAAGGAGGGGGUGCAAGAGGUUUUCUUUCCUACUGAACUGAAUCUCCGGAUGGCCAACAUGAAUUCAGAAGAUUAUGUUUUUGACAGCAUUUCUGGGAAUAACUUCGAAUACACUCUGGAAGCCUCCAAGUCCCUCCGACAGAAGCCUGGGGACAGCACAAUGACUUACCUGAAUAAAGGUCAAUUUUACCCGAUCACUCUGAAAGAAGUCAGCAGCAGUGAAGGAAUCCAUCACCCCAUCAGUAAAGUCCGAAGUGUCAUCAUGGUCGUGUUUGCUGAAGACAAAACAAGGGAAGAUCAGCUCAGGCACUGGAAAUACUGGCACUCAAGACAGCACACAGCCAAACAAAGAUGCAUUGACAUAGCUGACUACAAGGAGAGCUUCAACACCAUCAGUAAUAUCGAGGAGAUUGCGUACAAUGCUAUAUCCUUCACUUGGGACAUCAACGAGGAAGCAAAGGUUUUCAUUUCUGUGAACUGCCUCAGCACGGAUUUCUCCUCUCAGAAGGGAGUUAAAGGCCUGCCACUGAAUCUUCAGAUUGACACCUACAGCUACAAUAACAGGAGUAACAAACCUGUCCACAGAGCCUACUGCCAGAUUAAAGUCUUCUGUGAUAAGGGAGCAGAGAGGAAGAUCAGGGAUGAAGAGCGAAAGCAAAGCAAAAGAAAAGUUUCUGAUGUUAAAGUGCCAAUGCUUCCCUCACACAAACGUACAGACAUCACCGUUUUCAAGCCCUUCAUGGAUCUAGACACUCAGCCAGUCCUUUUUAUUCCUGAUGUUCACUUUGCAAAUCUUCAGCGUGGUGCUCACGUCCUUCCUGUUGCUUCAGAAGAACUGGAGGGUGAAAGCUCCAACCUGAAGAGAGGAGCCUAUAUCGGAGAAGAGGACUUUAUUGCUACUCCGAAUAAGAUGGCCAGAAUAGAAGAACCAAAAAGAGUGUUGCUGUAUGUCCGAAAAGAGUCAGAGGAAGUCUUUGAUGCAUUAAUGUUAAAGACACCGUCUCUGAAAGGUCUAAUGGAAGCGAUAUCUGACAAAUAUGACGUUCCUUUUGAUAAAAUAGGAAAAAUCUUCAAAAAAUGUAAAAAAGGAAUUCUGGUCAACAUGGACGAUAACAUUGUGAAACACUAUUCUAAUGAAGAUACCUUCCAGUUGCAGAUUGAAGAAGUUGGAGGAUCUUACAAGCUCACUCUCACUGAGAUCUAA
This is a messenger RNA of Charadrius vociferus (killdeer), 1836 nucleotides long. It is a transcript of the gene GRHL1, whose product is annotated as grainyhead-like 1 (Drosophila). Gene Ontology annotation, molecular function: RNA polymerase II cis-regulatory region sequence-specific DNA binding; DNA-binding transcription activator activity, RNA polymerase II-specific. Gene Ontology annotation, biological process: regulation of transcription by RNA polymerase II. NCBI's taxonomy places the organism in Eukaryota, Metazoa, Chordata, Aves, Charadriiformes, Charadriidae. The record is from RefSeq and is a predicted model, not a curated record. The coding region runs from base 124 to 1836 and encodes 570 amino acids. Gene Ontology annotation, cellular component: nucleus. The transcript has 15 exons.